Sander lucioperca (pikeperch) is the source of this 3743-nucleotide messenger RNA. Its product is annotated as serine/threonine-protein kinase D3. Gene Ontology annotation, biological process: protein phosphorylation. NCBI's taxonomy places the organism in Eukaryota, Metazoa, Chordata, Actinopteri, Perciformes, Percidae. The coding region runs from base 781 to 3441 and encodes 886 amino acids. The record is from RefSeq and is a predicted model, not a curated record. Gene Ontology annotation, molecular function: ATP binding; protein serine/threonine kinase activity. The transcript has 19 exons.
AUCCAACCAACGAAGGCAACGAGUAUUAGCCAAUCAGAGGCAGAGUAGGGCGGGUCAUGCCUUCGCAGGCUUAGGAAACGUAACUUCGCUCCUCCUCCUCCUCCUCAGUGUGUGAGCGAUAGUUUGUGUCUGUAGCUGCCUGUGAUAAUCAGAUCCGUAUGAAGCUGGAGCUGUUCGGUUGGACUUCUGGGCUUAAUGGGGGGAAGUUUGGAGUGAAACGAGACAAGAAGAAACAUUUUACAGGCACGUUAACUGAUUACUUCUCCCUGUCAGACCCUGCGGACCGAGUACAGCGAAUUUGAACUGUUGUAACCGUUAUAAAUUCAGCCGUUGAGCGGCUCAAGCUCGCUGCUGGAUGGGAGUUUAAAACGCUUAUUUUUCUCCUCGAUGGAAGCGAAAAACCCGCCCUGUUGUCAGAGAAGCUGCCAGUGAAACCAGUAAACAGAAACGUCAGAGCUGCCGUAGCUCUCAACACAGUCCCCGGUCCCACCCAGCAGGAAGCCUGAGGAUUUAGUUGGUAUAAAGCAGGAAGCCUUUUUUUAAGUUAAACUCUGCUGCGUCCAGAGCUUUGACUUCAUAGUUUUCUUUCUACCUCAGAGAUGCCCGUCAGUGAGAGGAAACCUUUCGCGCUGGAGUUUAGCGGUAAGAAAUGUGAUCGGGGACAGAAAACGCUCGGCUGACGUACGAAGCCCCGAGCAGUCAAACACGUUGUUUAUUUUUUUGGAUGUCGUUCGCCUGCGGCGCCUUUCUGUCUGGACGACGUCACAGAUAGCAGAGCCAAUGUCUGCCGACAACAGCCCGCUGCCGCCGGCCUCGCUGCAGCCUUUCCCCGCCCUCCCUUCGCACGCUGUCCCGCCCACCCCGUCGCCGUCCCCGAGCCCGCCAGCCACCCUCUGCAGCCGGCUGUCCAACGGCAGCCGGGCGGCCGCCAGCCCCACUAGCUCACGGGGCUCCAUCCAUGGAGUCUCCUUCCUGCUCCAGAUCGGACUUACCCGGGAGACGGUCACCCUCGACCCCGGAGACCACUCGCUGUCGGCCGUCCGGGAGCUCGUCUGCUCCAUCGUGGAUCAGAAGUUCCCUGAAUGUGGAUUUUUCGGGAUGUACGACAAGAUCCUGCUCUUCCGCCACGACCUGAACUCGGACAACAUCCUGCAGCGUCUGACCGCAGCGGAGGAGAUCCACGAGGGCGACCUGGUCGAGGUGGUGCUCUCCGCUCUGGCCACAGCCGAGGACUUCCAGAUCCGACCUCACGCGCUGUACGUUCACUCCUACAAGGCGCCGGCCUUCUGCGACGACUGCGGGGAGAUGCUGUGGGGGCUCGUCCGACAGGGCCUCAAGUGUGAAGGAUGCGGACUGAACUACCACAAACGGUGUGCGUUCAAGAUCCCCAACAACUGCAGCGGGGUCAAGAAGAGACGGCUGUCCAACAUCUCGCUGCCGGGCGCCAUCAUGUCCAUCGCUCGUCCGCCGUCCACCGAGUUCGCCCCGACGCCGCAGGAAGAGCGCCCCCUCCUGGGCGCCGGGAAGCGUAACUCCCUGCUGAGCGGUCGUCCCAUCUGGAUGGAGAAGAUGGUCCUGGGUCGGGUCAAAGUCCCUCACACCUUCUCCGUCCACACCUACACUCGUCCCACCAUCUGCCAGUACUGCAAACGCUUGCUAAAGGGCCUCUUCCGCCAGGGCAUGCAGUGCAAAGAUUGUAAAUUUAACUGCCAUAAGAGAUGUGCGGCCAAAAUACCUCGAGACUGCCUCGGUGAGGUUGACUUUAACGGAGAACCGGCCAGUCCCAGUCUGGACUCGGAGGCGACGAUGGAGGUGGACAACUGCGACGCCAACAGCGACGGCGGCCACAGCCUGGAUGAGCAGGACGACAAGCUCUUCUUCAUCGAGGGGCACGGCUGCACGGACGGCGAGAAGGACGACGAGACGCUCCGAGCUAUCAGUCCGUGCACGAGCAGCAACAUCCCUCUGAUGCGAGUGGUUCAGUCCAUCAAACACACCAAGAGAAAAAGCGCCACCAUGGUUAAAGAGGGCUGGAUGGUCCACUACACCAGCACCGACAACCUGAGGAAGAGACAUUACUGGAGACUGGACAGCAAGACUCUGACUCUGUUCCAGAAUGAAAGUGGAGCCAAGUAUUACAAGGAGAUCCCCCUGUCCGAGAUCCUCCAGGUGGAGCCGGCGCAGGACUUCGGCAGCCUGCCCCAGGGCAGCAACGCUCACUGCUUCGAGGUGAUCACGACCAACAUGGUGUACUAUGUCGGUGAGGACAGUGGCGGCCUGCAUCACAACCCCGCCCUGGCGGCGUCCGGCGUGGGGCGGGACGUGGGCCAGAGCUGGGAGAAGGCCAUCCGACAGGCGAUGAUGCCCGUCACGCCCAAGGCCAGCGUCGGCACCGGGCACAGCCAGGGGAAGGACCACAAGGAAGUCUCCAUCAGCAUAUCAGUGUCCAACUCCCAGAUACAAGAAAACGUGGAUAUCAGUUCAGUGUAUCAGAUCUUUGCUGACGAAGUCCUCGGCUCCGGACAGUUUGGGAUCGUCUACGGAGGUAAACACAGAAAGACCGGCAGAGACGUGGCGAUCAAAAUCAUCGACAAAAUGAGGUUUCCCACCAAACAGGAGAGCCAGCUGAGGAACGAGGUGGCCAUUCUCCAGAACCUGCACCACCCGGGGAUCGUCAACCUGGACUGCAUGUUCGAGACGCCCGAGCAGGUGUUCGUCAUCAUGGAGAAGCUCCACGGCGACAUGUUGGAGAUGAUUUUAUCCAGCGAGAAGAGCCGGCUGCCCGAACGCCUCACCAAGUUCCUGGUCACGCAGAUCCUGGUGGCUCUGAGACAUCUACACUUCAAGAACGUCGUCCACUGUGAUCUGAAGCCGGAGAACGUUCUCCUGGCCUCGGCAGAACCCUUCCCUCAGGUGAAGCUCUGCGACUUCGGCUUCGCUCGUAUCAUCGGGGAGAAGUCGUUCCGCCGCUCGGUGGUCGGCACGCCGGCCUAUCUGGCGCCCGAGGUGCUUCGCAGCAAAGGCUACAACCGCUCGCUAGACAUGUGGUCGGUCGGCGUCAUUAUCUACGUCAGCCUGAGCGGGACGUUUCCCUUCAACGAGGACGAGGACAUCAACGACCAGAUCCAGAACGCUGCCUUCAUGUACCCAUCCAACCCCUGGAAGGAGAUCUCGGAGCAAGCCACAGACCUCAUCAAUAACCUGCUGCAGGUGAAGAUGAGGAAGCGCUACAGCGUGGACAAGUCGCUGAGUCACCCCUGGCUGCAGGAUUACCAGACCUGGCUGGACCUCCGGGAGUUUGAGACGAAGCGAGGCGAGCGCUACAUCACCCACGAGAGCGACGACGCCCGCUGGGAGGAGCACGCCGACGAGAGAGGCCUGCACUGCCCCAAACACUUCAUCAUGUCGCCCAACCUGGACGACAUGGACGAGGACCCCUAGCGGCGCCCGCGCAGGGCGAGACAUUUCCCGCCAGGCAGCGGCCGAUCCGAGGCGACCCUCGACGCUGGCCAUGGAGAUCGCGUCCAAAGGCGGCGCGGCGUGUUCGUGGAGGCGGUCAGGCAGCUGUGUGACGACACUGUGACAAUAAUUCAGGUCCAGAGAAUUUUUUUCAAUUUUCAAAUUUUUUUUUUCCUAUUUCACUGCGAUUUUUCUACAAGCCAACAAACACACCCGGUGAGCCAAAAUUCAACAUUCGAAAGCGUGAAAACGUCUGUACUGCCAGUCGAGCUGCAGAAGGGCUA